Messenger RNA from Impatiens glandulifera, 1328 nucleotides. RefSeq names its product GDSL esterase/lipase APG-like. The record is from RefSeq and is a predicted model, not a curated record. Bases 65 to 1123 code for a protein of 352 amino acids. The transcript is spliced from 4 exons. Gene Ontology annotation, molecular function: hydrolase activity, acting on ester bonds. Gene Ontology annotation, cellular component: apoplast. Lineage: Eukaryota; Viridiplantae; Streptophyta; Magnoliopsida; Ericales; Balsaminaceae.
AUCCCUCUCUUUCACACUCCUUUGCUCACUUCACUACUAGUAAUCCAAGAUCCAAAUACUUGUAAUGGGUCCCUUCUUCUUCUUCCUCUUACUACUGUCCAUUGUUGUUGGCACUGGUAAUGCUCAAGACUCAACAACCCUCGUCCCAGCAAUUAUAACGUUCGGAGACUCUGCAGUUGAUGUCGGUAACAAUGAUUAUCUUGCCACCAUUUUCAAGGCCGAUUACCCACCUUACGGCAGAGAUUUCGCCAAUGAGAAACCUACUGGCAGAUUCUGCAAUGGAAAGCUAGCCACUGAUCUCACUGCUGAUACGUUGGGAUUCCAGACUUACCCACCUGCAUAUCUGAGCCCAGAAGCUUCAGGGAAGAAACUCCUCAUCGGAGCAAACUUCGCCUCUGCUGCGUCUGGUUAUGACGACAAAACAGCCUACUUGAGCCAUGCAAUAUCGUUGAGCCAGCAGCUUGAAUACUAUAAAGAAUACCAGGGGAAAUUAGCAGCGGUUGCCGGAGAAGAGAAAGCAGCCUCGAUUCUAAAAGAAGCUUUGUAUCUUGUAAGCUUUGGCAGUUCUGAUUUCAUUCAGAACUAUUAUGUAAACCCGUGGCUCUACAAAGUCUACACCCCUGACCAGUAUAGUUCAUACCUUGUCACCAUUUUCUCCGGCUUCAUCAAGGAUCUAUACGGAUUGGGAGCAAGGAGAAUCGGAGUGACAUCACUACCACCAUUGGGUUGUCUUCCAGCGACAAUAACCCUGUUUGGAUUUCAUCAAGAUGGUUGUGUGGAGAGGCUAAACACGGAUGCUAAAGGAUUCAAUAAUAAAGUAAAAUCGGAGGCGUCGAGUUUAAAGAAGCAAUUAGGGGGGUUAAAGAUUGCAAUUUUUGACAUUUAUACGCCUCUGUAUAAUCUAGUCAAAUCCCCUUCAGACCAUGGAUUUGCAGAAGCAAGAAGAGGGUGUUGUGGGACAGGAACGGUAGAAACUACGUCGCUAUUGUGCAAUCCAAAGUCAAUUGGGACUUGCAGUAAUGCCACUGAAUAUGUAUUUUGGGACGCUGUUCAUCCCUCUGAGGCAGCUAAUCAGGUCCUUGCCGAUUCUUUGCUCUUAGAAGGUAUUGAACUCAUUGGAUGAUGAUCUAGAUCUUCACCCGACCGACUGACCGAACAAACGACCGGCCGGCCUGCCUCACAAUCUCGUUUUCUGUCAAGUUUCAAAGUGUAACUGUAAUAUUGUGUGUCAAAUUUGUGUGUGUGGUUCUUUCUUUCCUAUAUAAAAAGUUAGUAUAUCCCCCAUUAAUUAUUAAAGAAGAUGAAAGCUUUUACUUUUACUUCUUUCU